AUGGCAUCCUCAUUCCAGGAUUCGUGGCAGAUUGCGCUUGCAGCCGAAAGCGUGCUGUCCAAGGGCCUCGCUGAGAAAGAGAAAGGGCCCGCGUUCACAGACUUAUCCCACUUCUUGUCCGAGUUCCGGAUCGCUUGCCAGAAUGCCAUUCUUUUGGAUUUCGACUCUGCGCGUAACGCCAAUGUGGAGGAUCGUCUGUGGGAUGCGCAUCUGAAGUUGAACACCCGGUUUCGCAAACGGCUAGCUCGGUACCGCGAGGAGACCACAAAGAAGAAGCCGGUGGAGAAACGCAAGCUCGAGAAGCAUUACCUGGACUUUAUCAAAUCGAGCCAACGAUUCUAUCGGGGAUAUAUCCAACAUCUGUCGUCGCACUUUGGCGGGAUCUUGGAGUUGGAGAAGGUGGCGCGGAAAUUCAGCUUCGAGAGUGAGCCCUUCCUCUGCUAUCAGUUUAAUUGCCCGGUCACCAGGCUAACAGCGCUUCAUACAGAUCUCUCGGCGCAGCCUCCAACUCGCGUUUCGAGUGAUCUGCGCAAGCGCAUUCUGCAAUCAUGCCAUGCGACGCUCAUCCGCCUCGGAGACCUCUCCCGCUAUCGUGAAGCUGAACUCGUGAGCAAGGAUCGCAACUGGGGCCCGGCCAUCGGAUACUACGAUCUUGCUUCGGUGAUAUAUCCUGCGUCUGGGGCUUCCCAUAAUCAACUGGCCAUCAUUGCUCUUGCAGAUGUCAAUCACCUUCGGGCUACGUACCACCUGUACCGAGCACUAUCCGCCCAGGAACCUCAUCCGUCGGCGAAAGGAAAUUUGGAAAUUGAGUUCAAAAAGGUGAUGAAUGCAUGGGCUAAAAGAGAGCUGAUUCGCCCGGAGGAUGCCGGCAUUCCAGGAAGAGCAUUGGCUCCUUGGUUUGUCUAUCUGCAUGCUCAAUGCUACAAGGGAACCGACUUCCCUGAGCAUGAUGAGCUGGAGAGUGAAGUACUCAGCCAACUUGCUGUUGAUAUCAGAGAGCGUUCGCUCGAAGGCACUCUCCAAAAGUUCUGCCUGGUUAACAUCGCGGCAGAAGCCUUUGCCCGCACGCGAGCAGCUGAUGGACCGGUUUCGAAUGCGAGCGUCUUCUUUCAGCGCAUCAACGUGAAGACCUUUUUCACCCUUCUGCAAAUCCUCUUAGUCGAAUUGGAGCGAUUUGCCGUCGAUGAUCCGAGCAACAAAGAGAACAAGAACGGCCCGGAUAAGGUGACGGUGGUUGCUCGCCGGAUUCUGCCCGCACUUCGGCACUACAGUUCCUGGCUCCUGACGACCAGCGAUUUCCUGGCUACGCAGAAGGAAGAAAUUGACUCGUCUCUUUCCAUUCAAAUAAAGGAGUUCUGGAAGAUAUAUGCGAGCACUCUGUCGCUCCUCGCGUCUACAUUUGAUAUUGUGCGUCUUCCCGAGAUUGAUUACCUCCUGGAGGAAGACGAAGAAAGCCUCGGGUUUGCGCCUUUAGAUCAGGAGGCUACUUCCCGCCGUUACGCCGGCAUAAACAACCAGCCAAAACCUCGCAUGAACGAUUCUGGGGUGGAACGGAGCCACCCAAACAUGGAAAUGCUUUAUCGCAUCCGCGAGUUCGUAAUCGAUGGACUCGACCUGGUUGUCAGAAAGCAAAUUCCUGUCGCUCUUGUCGACGACGAAGACAAGAAGACUUUCAUCUUCCAGGAAGAGGGGCUUCCGUCUCAAUUUUUCUCAAGCCCGCAUGGUCAUCAGCAGACACUUUCGACCGCGAGCAUUGAAAGAGAGGACAUCCCGCGAGAAACCCAAGAUACGAACUCUGUUGCAGAGGGUCGGAGUAUGUUUGGUGACUCUCAGUCAGCCUCGGUGUCCAUGUCUGCCAAUAUGAAUCGCAUCGUCGAAGGUGUUGAGCGGCUGGUCGAGUCGGACACGUACGAGAACCCAACCAAUGACCAGCUUUCUUCCUUCUUAAGCGGAGCUGCAACCAUGCCGACACCGACCCAGAUUGGGCCUGACGCCAAUGCUUACCCAUUCAACGAUCGCACCCCGCAGCCCAUGAGUACGCCUAUCGGUCCUGAAAUUGGUCAGCCAGCCGUCAAUACUCCUCGGGCCGUCCUGUCUGGCUUCCCUAGCAUCGGUGGCCCGAGCAUCUGGAGUACUGGCUCCCCUGCUUCCGCCUCCUCUCGCGGGCCGCCUCCUGGUUUGAGCCAACAGGCCCCUCUGAAUUCCAUGGCCACCAGCAAUAUGAAUAUCCAGGAACAUUCUCCAUAUCGGGGGCUGGCUCAGACUCGAUUUCCUGAUAUCGGAAGCCCGUUUUCUUCCUCACUAGUGCCCUCGGAAAAUCCGUCCAGCAUGGCCCCUCCUGUCGGACAAAGAUGGGAACGGAACGCAACCAGUCGAACGACAUUUGGCGCUUUCGACGUCCCUAGCCAGCCGAUGUCGACUGGAACCACAAAUGCUUCGUGGGCCAACAACGCCUUCAUCGGCAGCAGGCUGUCUUCUGGGACUGAUCUCCAUAGUUCCGGUCUCAAUGGAAACCGCAAAUCCGGCACUCAAAUCAAUGCCAUUGGCCCGACCCCGCCGUGUGGUCAAGGUGGUUGA
Molecule: messenger RNA, 2577 nt
Organism: Penicillium lagena
Lineage: Eukaryota; Fungi; Ascomycota; Eurotiomycetes; Eurotiales; Aspergillaceae
Exons: 6
Coding region: 1-2577 (858 amino acids)
Biological process (GO): nuclear-transcribed mRNA catabolic process, nonsense-mediated decay
Cellular component (GO): telomerase holoenzyme complex
Molecular function (GO): telomerase RNA binding; protein binding; telomeric repeat DNA binding
Source: RefSeq, a predicted model, not a curated record